AUGCAGGAUUCCUUGGUGUAUUUUAUUACGGGGGCGAACAAAGGAAUCGGACUUCACUUAACCCGUGCACUUCUCCAACGCGAAAAUGCAAUCGUUAUCGCUACUAAACGCGCUUUCUCUACCGAUUCAUCCGAGUUAGAAGGUCUUUCUAAAGCGCAAAGUUCGAGACUUAUCAUUCUUACUCUAUCUUCGGAAAUUGGAGUUGGGAAAAAGAAAGAAAAUACAGUUGAUGAUUUAGUAGAGAGAUUGAAAAAUGAAGGGGUAGAGAAUAUCGAUACUCUGAUCCUAAAUGCCGGAGCUGCUACAUCAUUUCAAUCCGCGGCCGAAACUUCGGUGGAAGAACUUCAGGCUCAUUUCCAGAUUAAUACGGUGUGGCCGAUUCGGACUUAUCAGGUUUUGAGACCUCUUUUGCUUGUUUCUUCUUCUGUCUCGGGCUCUAAAGAAGGGGAAGGGGAAGAGAAGAAAAUACAGAAGAAAAUAAUUUAUAUUUCUAGUUACCUGGGUUCGAUUGGCGGGAUGGAAGAUAAGACGCCAUCUCUUGCUUAUGGUAUUAGUAAGGCGGCGGGAAAUUAUUUUGUGAGGAAAGUACAUUUUGAGGAGGAGGGGAGUGGAGCUGUCUGUGUUGCGAUACAUCCGGGAUGGGUUAAAACAGAUAAUGGACAAGCAUUUGCGGAUAGUUUGGGGGUAAAGGAACCACCGAUGAAUUUGGAGGAGAGUGUUGGUGGGGUGAUGAGACAGAUUGAUAUAGCGAGUAGGGGAAGUACUUCUGGUAGCUUUAUUUCCUGGAAGGGAGAUGUAGUUCCUUGGUAA
Molecule: messenger RNA, 810 nt
Organism: Botrytis porri
Lineage: Eukaryota; Fungi; Ascomycota; Leotiomycetes; Helotiales; Sclerotiniaceae
Exons: 4
Coding region: 1-810 (269 amino acids)
Molecular function (GO): oxidoreductase activity
Source: RefSeq, a predicted model, not a curated record